AUGGAGGACAUCAACCAUUCUGAUAGACGCAACAAUAGCAACAUGAAUUCUUCUAGAACAAGCUCUUCUGCUAUCAGAGAUACACGUUUGACUGCAAAAGUUACAGACCAUCCUUGGCUCACCAUCAGCACACCUUAUUCAGAUCAAAGUCCUUCCCCCAGCUCCUCCAUGGAAGCGAAAUCCACCAAUUACAGCACUUCAAUGGCUACCAUGUCGUCUCCAUCCAACAUGGCCAAUAUGGCUAGUAAUUCAAAGUAUGACUGGAGACUCCACUCGUUGAUGCUUUGUCGACAUAUUUUUACACGCGGCCUGGUUGAUGGCAUUGGAAGCGAUAUUCAGGUGUUUGUGCCUUCAUGGAACAAGACAUAUCAGUUGCAUCGGCUGGUGUUGGACCAAAAUCCAUAUUUCAAGUUGCUGCUGCAAGGCGGAUUCCGAGAAGCCGAGUCCAGCCAAAUCACAUUGCAUUUCGACAAGGACAAUCCGUUUAUCACAAUGGAGUCAUUUCAGUUUGUAUUAGAAUAUCUGUAUGGAAAGAUUGACGAACCCUUGAUCACUCAAUCCAAUGUGAGGCAGAUACUAGCAACAAGCUCUUAUUUUCAGCUAGACGUGUGUGGCAUUUGCGUAGACUUUAUCCUAAAGAACCUCAAUCAUCAAAAUGUUGUCGAUUAUCUGCUGUUUACAAACGAGCUGAUGGUACAAGGGAGCGACCGUAUCUGCGAUGCUGUGUUUACUUUUUUAUGCCGAGAAGCUUAUCAUAUGGAUCGAUCGAUUUUGGCAUCGCUGCCAUUGGAAUGGCUACAGAAAGUGAUUGAGAGUGAUGCCUUUUGGGUGCCAAGUGAAUACGAACGCUAUCAGUUUAUUCAGCAAAUCAUCCGUGCGCGCUACAACAUCUACUCCAACUCGAAAUCAACAUCGUUUGUACUGACUGAAUUAGACACAAACAGCAACUGCUACAUCAUCUCUCAAUCCAUCUACUACAUGCACAUGACGUUUGAGCAGCUGGAAUCCAUACAGAAUGACAUACACCCCCUGACAAAGCAGAAGCUGGUACCUGAGAGAAUUUUGAAAGAAGCAUUGUGGCAGCAGAUUCAAUUAAGGUCCAAAAUAGAGUCAGCUUCAGAGCGAGACAUCAACCUCAACAUGACCGUCGUGUCAAACAUGGAUAAGCAAAGACAGAAUGCUAAAGUUGCCAACCGCCUUGAUGAUGAUGAUGAAAAUCGUGCAGAUGUUGACCAAGAUGACAGGGAACAAGACCAGGAGGAGGAACCACUGAGAAAAUACUAUCCUAUCCCAACAGACGAUACAACAACCUACACGGGCGAGUCUGCCAUCACAUUAGCGUCAUCGGCAUCCACCACAAACUACGCAAAAAAACGCUUCUCUUCGCCUUCACCACCUAUAAUAGCAAUUGAACAAUACUCUAUAUACCCUCCAUUCCGUUUCAGCGUUGAAUUUGCAGAUGUGACAUCCCUGAAACAUGGCAUGCGAGUCUACUCUGACACAGUGUUUUACGCAGGAUCCAAUUGGAACAUGUAUAUUCAGAAAACGAGAUCCCAGCGUAAAGGCGUGCUACAAUUAGGAGUCUAUUUGCACCGUCAAUCCGUGUCUCAAAACUACAAUAGCUCGCCAGCAUCAUCCACUGCUGAGGAACAGCAGCCACCGCAACCACAGCAACACCAUGAGACCUAUACCAGCACUAACCCUACAUCGCCAACAUCACCUUCCCCAUCUGGUCAUCUUAAUCAACAAGCAUGGUCUUUUUCACGUUAUUCGGACAAGCGAAAAGUGGUCAAGACCUGGUUCAAGAUAUACUGUCCUACAAGAGGACCGAAGCAUGCAUUGACGCUAUUCCAAAGCAGCCCUGACAACUUUUCAGUACUACAGAGUUGGGGAUGGAGAAGCACUACACUAUGUGCUGAUGAAGAUUCGAGCACUGUUCAUGUAGGCACUGCAACAAGCGCCAACAGUGUCAAUGAGCAGGCUACUGCCAGCGGCAGCAACAACAACAAUGUCAAUGAGGCAGAUACAGCGACGUCUUCCUCUGCUACCUCGUCUCCGCCUCCACUAACAUACACACCACACACUUCAAAUCAACUGCAAUAUUUGCAAAGCACCUACGAUUUAAGAACGUUAAAAACAGCACUGAACAGCUGUAACGCGAAAAAGAACACCUCUGGGAAGAGUACGAUGUCGACCAGUAAUAGUGGACCGACUUUGAGAUUCACAGUAGUGAUGGGCCAUGUGUAA
This is a messenger RNA of Mucor velutinosus, 2247 nucleotides long. RefSeq names its product 60S ribosomal protein L30. The record is from RefSeq and is a predicted model, not a curated record. The transcript has 4 exons. Bases 1 to 2247 code for a protein of 748 amino acids. NCBI's taxonomy places the organism in Eukaryota, Fungi, Mucoromycota, Mucoromycetes, Mucorales, Mucoraceae. Gene Ontology annotation, molecular function: protein binding.